This is a messenger RNA of Rhizopus microsporus ATCC 52813, 3820 nucleotides long. RefSeq names its product ATP-citrate synthase. Gene Ontology annotation, cellular component: cytosol. The transcript has 3 exons. The record is from RefSeq and is a predicted model, not a curated record. Gene Ontology annotation, molecular function: ATP citrate synthase activity. The coding region runs from base 42 to 3551 and encodes 1169 amino acids. Gene Ontology annotation, biological process: tricarboxylic acid cycle; fatty acid biosynthetic process; citrate metabolic process. NCBI's taxonomy places the organism in Eukaryota, Fungi, Mucoromycota, Mucoromycetes, Mucorales, Rhizopodaceae.
UUUUUCUUUUCCCUUUUUCUAAACCAAACUCUUUUGAAACAAUGUCUGCCAAAGCCAUUAGAGAAUAUGAUGGCAAGUUGCUCUUAGCUUAUCACCUAUUGCGUGUACCCGUACCCAAUGAUACUCCAUCUCUCUUUACUCCUGCCGCAACCAAGUUGGCUCAUAUCAACGUUAAUACUUCUCUCUUGAAUGGCCCUGCUGGUGCAUUUGAUGCUGCUUUGAAGCAACAAUUAGAUAACCUUGAACAAAGUCAUCCUUGGUUAUUAACUGACAAGUUGGUCGCUAAGCCAGAUCAAUUGAUCAAGAGAAGAGGAAAGCAUGGUCUCUUGACCUUGAACAAGGACUGGUCUGAAGCCCGCAAGUGGAUCGAAGAGCGUGCUGGAAAGGAAAUUAAGAUUGAAAGAACGACGGGCGUCUUGAAGACCUUCUUGGUCGAACCAUUUGCUCCGCACCCGGCAAACACCGAAUAUUAUAUCUGUAUUAACUCCGUUCGUGAAGGUGAUUACAUUCUCUUCACUCAUGAAGGUGGUAUUGACAUUGGUGAUGUCGACGCAAAGGCUCUUAAGCUCUUGAUUCCUGUCAACACCGAGUUCCCUUCUGCUCAAACCAUCAAGGACACUUUGCUCAAGGAUGUCCCAGAGUUCAAGCACGAUGUUUUGGUUGACUUUAUCAGUCGUCUCUAUGCUGUCUAUGUCGAACUUCAUUUUACCUAUCUUGAAAUUAACCCCUUGGUCGUUACAGAUCCUGUGGAAGGACAAACCCCUCAAGUUAUGUAUCUCGAUUUAGCUGCUAAAUUAGAUCAAACUGCAGAAUUCGAAGCUGGUCCCAAAUGGGCCAUCGCACGUGCCCCUCAAAAUAUUGGUCUUGUUGCCGAUCAACAACACGUCGACCAAGGUCCUCCUAUGGAAUUCCCUGCUCCCUUUGGUCGUGAACUCACUCGCGAAGAAGCUUAUAUUCAAGAGCUUGAUGGUAAGACUGGUGCUUCACUCAAGUUGACCGUCUUGAAUCGUGAAGGUCGUGUGUGGACUAUGGUUGCCGGUGGUGGUGCUUCCGUUGUCUACUCGGAUGCUAUUGCAGCACUUGGUUAUGCUCACGAAUUAGCCAACUAUGGUGAAUACUCUGGUGCUCCUACCGAAACUCAAACGUAUGAAUAUGCAAAGACCAUCCUUGACUUGAUGACUCGUGGUAAUGCUAAUCCUCAAGGCAAGGUCUUGUUCAUUGGUGGUGGUAUCGCCAACUUUACCAAUGUUGCUACUACCUUCAAGGGUAUCAUCCGUGCCUUGACUGAAUUCAAGCAGGCCUUGAUCAAUCACAAAGUGCGCAUCUUCAUCCGUCGUGGCGGUCCCAACUAUCAAGAAGGUUUGCGUGCUAUGCGCCAAUUGGGUGAAACUUUAGGUGUCGAAAUCCAAGUCUUUGGUCCUGAAACUCACAUUACUGAUAUUGUGCCCUUGGCUUUGGAAGGCAAGAGUAACGAUGUUGCUACUCAACAACAACAAUCUGGUUCCUCUGGUAACUUGUUCCAAGAUCAAAUCUUUGGUACUCCAUCCGGUGCCAACACACCCAAGUUGACCAUCGCCGAAGACAACAACUCACCUACAAAUCCUAAUGACCGCAUGACCUACUUUGCUACUGAAGCUGACGAAUCCGCCGAAUGGUAUCGUCCCUUCACCUCCAAGACCCGUGCUUUAGUCUACGGUAUGCAACCUCGUGCUGUCCAAGGUAUGCUUGACUUUGACUUUAUGUGUAAGCGUGAAACUCCUUCUGUGGCUGCCAUGGUCUAUCCCUUUGGCGGUUCUCAUGUUCAAAAGUUCUACUGGGGUACCAAGGAAACCUUGAUUCCUGUCUUCACUUCCUUGAAGGACGCUGUUGAAAAGUUCCCUGAAGUCGAUGUUGUCGUCAACUUUGCCUCUUGCCGUUCCGUCUUUGAUUCCACUCGUGAAAUCUUUACUUACUCUAAUCAAAUCAAAACGGUUGCCAUCAUUGCUGAAGGUGUCCCCGAAAGACGCGCUCGUCAAUUGUUGCAUGAAGCCGAAGCACGCAAGGUCUUGGUGAUUGGUCCUGCUACCGUUGGUGGUAUCAAGCCUGGAUGCUUCAAGAUUGGUAACACAGGUGGUAUGAUGGAUAAUAUUGUCGCCUCUAAGCUUUACAGAUCUGGUUCUGUUGGCUAUGUUUCCAAGUCUGGUGGUAUGUCCAACGAAUUGAACAACAUCAUCUCUCGUACAACCGACGGUGUCUACGAAGGUGUUGCUAUUGGUGGUGACCGUUAUCCUGGCUCCACUUUCAUCGACCACUUGCUCCGUUAUGAGGCCGACCCCAACUGUAAGAUGCUUGUCUUGCUCGGUGAAGUAGGUGGCGUUGAAGAAUACAGAGUGAUCGAAGCUGUCAAGAGCGGACAGAUCAAGAAGCCUAUUGUUGCCUGGUGUAUUGGUACAUGUGCCAAGAUGUUUACAACGGAUGUUCAAUUUGGUCAUGCUGGUGCUAUGGCUAACUCUGAUUUGGAAACUGCUGAUGCCAAGAACAAGGCUAUGCGUGCCGCCGGUAUCAUUGUUCCCGAAACAUUUGAAAAGAUGCCCUUGGCUCUCGCUGAAGCUUACAAUAAGCUGGUCAAGGACGGUGUCAUCAUUCCUCGUCCUGAGCCUGAAAUCCCCAAGAUUCCUAUUGAUUACUCUUGGGCUCAAGAAUUAGGUCUCGUUCGUAAGCCUGCUAGCUUCGUAUCUACCAUUGUUGAUGACAGAGGACAGGAAUUGUUGUAUGCUGGUAUGCGUAUCACUGAUGUCUUUAAGGAAGAUAUUGGUAUCGGUGGUGUUCUUUCCCUUUUGUGGUUCAAGCGUCGCUUACCAGACUAUGCUUGUAAAUUUAUCGAAAUGGUCUUGAUGCUCACUGCUGAUCACGGGCCUGCCGUCUCUGGUGCUAUGAACACCAUUAUCACCACCCGUGCUGGCAAAGACUUGAUCUCAUCUCUUGUGUCUGGUCUUCUUACUAUUGGUGAAAGAUUUGGUGGUGCACUUGAUGGAGCUGCUACCAACUUCACCAAAGCUUAUGACAGUGGAAUGACUCCUCGUGAAUUUGUCACUUCCAUGCGUAAGGCCAACAAGUUGAUUCCUGGUAUUGGCCACAAGAUCAAGUCUCGUACCAACCCUGAUAUGCGUGUUGAAUUAGUCAAGGACUACGUCAAGAAGCACUUCCCUCGUACACCCAUCUUGGACUAUGCAUUAAAGGUAGAAGAAAUCACAACAAGCAAGAAAGACAACUUGAUCUUGAACGUGGAUGGUUGUAUUGCCGUUUCCUUUGUUGAUCUCUUGCGUGAAUCAGGAGCCUUUAAUCAAGAUGAAGCCGAAGAAUACAUGCGUAUUGGUACAUUAAAUGGUUUGUUUGUCCUUGGUAGAUCACUUGGUUUCAUCGGUCACCACUUGGAUCAAAAGAGAUUGAAGCAAGGAUUAUACAGACAUCCUUGGGAUGAUAUUUCUUAUCUUUUACCUUCACUGGAUCCAGAAACAUUAGAUCCCAGACGUGUCAAUACUCGUGUUAAUGUUCAACCCAAACAAGCUUAAAAAAAUACAUAGUAAUACCUUUCAUUCAAUUUUGCAGUUUGCAGACGUAAAUAUAAUAUUCAUUUUAAUAAUAAAGUGCUCAUGGCAUUAAUCCAUUAUCAGCGUGAUUCUUAACUCAAUUCGUGCCUUUUAGUGAUGAUCUUGUUUAAUAUUGUAUCUUUUUGUUUCCCUCACAAUUAUUUCGAGGUGUAUAAAGAUAAAAAAGAGCGAAAGAGUUUUAUGUAAAGAUGGCUCAUUAUUAUGCAAUAAGCAGCCUUGUAAUAUCCACG